Ostreobium quekettii is the source of this 381-nucleotide messenger RNA. NCBI's taxonomy places the organism in Eukaryota, Viridiplantae, Chlorophyta, Ulvophyceae, Bryopsidales, Ostreobiaceae. The record is from the annotation of a GenBank genome assembly.
AUGGGGUACUUGUUUGCCUCGGAAGGGAAUCGGAGGAUUCGGGCCCGUGCUGAGAGUGGCGUGAGUCGGCCUCUGUUUCCCCUUCUUUGUGAGGCCACUUUGGAUGGCAUGGGCAUGGGAUCUGCAAAGCGGCGCAGCAGUGGUGGGUUGCUGGGCCGCGUGGCUCCCAAUGCAGAGCCCGUGCGAGGGGGGCGUGGUGGGACGCAGGUCCCCGGCGGUUGGGGCAUUGGUGAGCUUUUCAGGAUAGCGGGAGGGCAGGGCCCGGCGAACUGCCUGCGCUUGAGAAGAUGGCGCAUGGAUGACGCCGAUCCAGCGGGCGGGCUGUCCCACCACGAGGCAUCAUUGGGAUGCGUGGGGGCUUCGGAAUUGUCUAUGUUGUGA